CUUAAGAUUUUAUAUGGAAACGAAAGCGUUUUGGUGUCCUAGAAGCGUAAAACCGUAAGUUUUUAAGUUUUAAAACGCGAUUUUGACUGCAUUGAUAUCAAUUACAAUUAGUUACGUAAGAGUUUUUUUUUAUGUUUAAUCUACCAGUAAUGUUUUUUUUUUACAUAGAUAUCGCAAAACCAAAAGGUGAAUUACCAUAGAUACGAAAUAUAUAAUUAUUUACAUUAUUUUCUCUUAACUAAUAUAAUAGAUAAACAAGAUUACAAUUAUAUCAUUAACUAAAAUGGUGCCUUAUAUGGUACCCGGUGAAAUCCGGAGUACCGCAUACCUUGAGUAUGGAAACACUAUCUAGACCUCGAAUUAGCAAGAUUUUUGGGUAUGAUACUAUACCCUAACCCUUAAUGAGUGAACCCUAGGUCCUAAUUAUCCAAAUCAUAAACUAUAAACCCUAAGAUGGUGAAUUGAUUUUUUUUGCCUAUAUUUGGACGAAUCAUUACCGUCGAUUAUUGUUUCUAAUUAAAUUGAUCUUGGGGUAUAAGAUUUAGAGAAUUAAGAUCUAGAUGUUGAUCUUUAAGAGUUAGAGUAUAGAAGCAUUUCCGAAAGAUCAGUCAAUUCAAGUUUUGGAUAGCAUUGGAGAUUUUGAUUUUUUAUUCGGGCCUAAAUGUACACUUUUUAUCCUUGUUUCUCUUUGGCGUUUGUGGCAUUUGAGAUCCAAAAAGGAUGGUUUUAUGCUAGGUUUGUUGUGCUUCAAUGUGUUUCAGAGUCUAACAGGUGGAACCUACCCCGGAGUCGAAAGUUGGAAGAAAAGGCGUGAGGAUCGGACAAAGAGGAGGAAGCAGUCGCAGUUUACGGUCCAAGCCGUGAGUUCACGGUCAUCGGGACCGUGAACUAGAGCCACAAACCGCAAACUAAAGAGGGUCCAUAGAGCUUUCAGAGGUUACUGAUGUCGAGUCAGUUCACUGUCUUACCACCGUGAACUAAAGCAUGGACCGCGAACUCGAUAAUUGAUGUGGUGUGUUUUGGACUAUGUUCACGGUCCAGGCAAGAUGUUCACGGCCGUGAACUGGGAUCGUGAACUGGGCGCGACCGUUGUAGAAAAGGAGAGCUGAAAGGAGGAAGAAGGGAGAGCCCAAAGUGAGAAAAACCUUCUUCUUCUUGAAAACCUAGAGAGAGAAAGCCACGAACCAAGAGGGAGAAGAGGCUAGGGUGUGCUCCAGGUUAAGAUUUGGGAAGUUCCUCUUCAAGCGAGGAUCUCUACAAGCACAAGGAGGGAUUGAGGCAUCACAAUGAGGGUUUUUCCCUUUUUUUCCUUUGUGUUCUUCCUUUGUGUAGCAUUGAGUAGUCUCCCUUUUCACUUGGGUGUUGUAGAACCCUAACUUCUACCUUAUAGUUGAUUAUGUGGAUUAAAUGAUUGUGUGUGGGUGGUAUUUAAUUUAAGGUUUGAGGUAUUUUUCAUGGUGAUUGUGGAUUGAGCAAGGUUUUCUUGGGCAUUCCAUGCCUCCUAUCUAGUUUAAUGUAAGGCAAACCUCUUAACUCGAAUUGAACACCUAGGUUAAUUGUGAUUAAGCCGUCCAAACCCCGGUUUGAGGCAGAAGGUAAGUCAAGCCUCAAUUUCUUGGGUCAAGAGGGCAACAAUUGUAGCCUAUAAUGCAUUCCUUGGCCUAGCAAUUGAGAGUGUGGUUUCCAACCACUGUUGCUCCUCCUAACGGUUCGCAAUCGCCUUGUCGCACACCGAUUCAUUCGAUCCCACAGUUCAUGAUAGUUAGUUAGGGGGAAACAACUCCUGAGUGGAGCUUCUCACUAAGAGUUUCAAUCCUUUUACUUUUCAAGCCUUGCAUUUUUAAGCAUAUAUUGCAGAGAUUUUCACAAACUUCAUUCUGCUAUAUAAUGUUUCAAACAAUCGAAGCAAGGGUACAUGGGCCGGCCCGGGUUGAUAUUUAAACAUACUUGACCUAUAUUGCGCCCAUCUAAGGUUCAUAAUUGGGCCUUAGGUGGGAUUUAAGUGUGAUAUUCGGGAGGAGUCAUGUUUUUGUCAAUGUUGCCAAGGACCUUCGGUCCAUUAUUUUGAAAAGAUUGUUUGGUGUUAAUCUGGCUUUUACUUUGAUUUUUGAUUGUGUGAAGUGUUGUUUGUGCUAGACGUGUUGUGGUUCUUUUAAGUGUGUGUAGGGAGGUGCAUGACCCGGAGCAAUUCGGCACCUUCAGCACCACUAGACGAGGAUCUCUACCGCACUCUCCGACUCUUGGAUCGAGAGAGGGAGAUAGCGGAAGCAAGAAUGAGGAUUGAAGAGAGGGGACAUCAAGUUGGUCCUGGAUUUGGAGGAGUUGAAGUGGAAAUUGAAGUUGAGAUAGCAGAGAACAAAAAAUGAAGUUCUAAUCCGCUUCAGAACCAAAAUGAGGAAGCGGGAGCCAAGGAAGAACCAAGGACUAUGGGCUAUUACAUGGCCCCAUGGGCGGUGGAUAUCCAAUCUCCCAUCCUACAUCCACCUAUGGCCGGCAAAAACUUUGAAAUCAAGCCCGCUCGUCACGAUGAUUCAAAACAAUGCCUUGUUUCACGGGCUUGCAAAUGAAUCACCAUAAGAGCAUGUUCAAAGGUUUCUUAAUCUUGCGAGAAACCUGAAGAUUAAUGGCGUCCCGAGGAGGCAUUUAAACUAAGGCUAUUCCCCUACUCCCUUGCGCGGGGGGGGGGGGGGGGGGGGGGGAGCACUCUGAUGGCUCAACAACCGAUCGACUCCCUCCAUCAACUCUUGGGACGAUUUGCUCAACAAGUUUAUGACCUGAUAUUGUCCUCCUUCCGAGACGUCCGAGUGGAGGAAGAAGAUCACCCACUUCGAGCAAGAGGAAGAUGAGACAUUGAGGGAUGCAUGAGAAAGAUUGUCGGACUACUUCCUCCAAUGCCCUCACCAUGGAUUCGAGGAGAAAUUUUGGAUAGAGACCUUCUAUGGAGGUCUCAUUUAAGAUGAAAAGAUCCUCAUCGACUCUCUUUGCCAAGGGAAGUUGAUGAACAUGACUCCACCUAGGUGACUGAGUUGCUUGAAGACAUGGCUCUCAAGGUAUACGAUUGGGGUUAGACGAGGAGUGGUAAGAGAAGCACCGAAAGAGGAGUGCGAAGUGUGAGAGCAAGUGUUCCAAUUAAAGCUAAGCUUGACAAGUUGAUUGAGGUGAUCCUUGAGAACAAGAAGCAAGAGGAAAGAGAGCGGUGAUGUCUUGUGAUUGGUGUGCUAGCACUAAUCAUGAAAUUGCGGACCGCCUAGCGAUGAAGGAGACAAGUACCCCCGAGGAGCAAUUGAGUUUCAAUGCCAAUGCUAGAGGUAACAACCCUCAUAGCAACACCUACAACCAUGGGUGGCGCAAUCAUCCAAACUUUGCUUGGUCUUCCCCUGCCAAUCCAAGACCCCCCGGCUUCCAAUGUCCAACGGGCAACUAUUAACCUUGACCUACUUUCAUCCAACAAAGGCCUCAGUUCCAAAACUCAAACUUCCAAUAACCAUACCAAACACAAGGUGGUCAAGGGUUCCAACAACAACCCGACAAGUUUGCUAAGCUUGAAGAUCUAGUGACCACCUUUGUGAGCACGAGCUCUCAGAAUUUUGAGAAGAUCGAGCAAUUAAUGGAUGUAACGACCUCAAUAUUUACCUCGAUCGAGGCGGGACUCCAAAGUCAUCAAGCAAGUCUUUAGAACUUGGAGUUGCAAAUUGGCAAUCUUCCUGGGAUCCUCAUCGAGAGACCAAGGGGAGCUCUACCUUCCCAAACCAUUGCAAACCCAAAAGACCAAAAUAUCGGGGUGAAUGCGAUUCAAUUAAUGAUAAGAGCUAACUUAGCUCAAGAUUUGCACAGCUGCAGACUUGAUACCAAACCCAAGAAACGAAACACAAACGGAGCACGAUGGUGAUGAAGUUGGUGAUUACGGAAGGGUUAGUCGUGCAGUUACACACCUAGCCCCUGGGGAAAGACUCGAAAUAAAUAAGAUGUGUGCCUGACCACGAUCAACGCGUUCUUGAUCGAUAUUGAGCGCACGAGUUCGGAAUCCUCCAAACUCAAUUCACAAGACACAACGUGCUGCUUGCAAACUGUAAGGUUUUAUUCUCUAAAAUAAGUCUGCGUUUACAAGGCUACUUGUAACAUUCUACCCUGUAUGUAUUACCUAAUCAUAUUGUUCAUACAUUUGCAACGGAAACAAUCUCGGGUGUUACAUUAAUUACCAAAAUUUACCCAAUUAAAAUUUCAACAUGAAUUACUCGCGUAAUGGGCUAACAGUUCUUGCAACUAGACCUGCAAAAUAAUUUAUAUGAAUAUAUGCAUUCAUAGACUUACAUAUAUACUCACAACCAUAUACAUUGGCUUUCAAAGCCAUAGCCACAGUUUUCAUACUCCACAACUGCAUACCAUACUUAUACCUGCCAUAAUCAUCACAACUUACACACUUACACAACUAUACACAUAUCAUCAACCUUCCACACCUGUGGAUAUCUCACACUACAUCAGGAGCUAUUAUGCACAUGAAAAACGUUCUCAAAACAUUUUUACAAAAAGGUGUGGAUCACUGGCCAAAAUCUCAGGUAGUCGUCCAAGCACAAAAUAGUUGAAGACAAUACCUCAUUUUGCCUUCAAAUCCUCGCUCUGCUCACACUUAUGUACUUGCUACUGCUACUGCUACUGCUACUGAUGAUUUGCUUACACAUAGCAUAAGCAGAGGAAAAGAAUAAAAGAGGGUCAGCUCAUAGGUGAGUGAGAUAAUCAUAGCAUCGUGAGUUCAUAACAAAGCAUACCACUAUCAUACAUCUAGCAAACAAGCCAAAGCAAUAGGAUCGGACCUCAGCCAUCCGACAUCCCAAUAGGUAAAAGACUCAACCACCUUGACUUAUGCAUAUGCAUCUUAUCAUGUUUUAAUCAUAGGCCCCUGGCUACUCCCAUGCUAAUAACUCUCCCAGGAAACAUACCCCACAUCCCUUCGGAUGUAGUCAUACAUACCCCAACAUCCCGUCGGAUGUGGUCAUACAUACCCCACACCACUAUGGGUGUAGUUGACUCGCUCCUACCGUCACUCUAGAAAAUGGCCAAGUGUAACCACCUCCUAAAGCGUAGUAUAUCGGGUUUGGGUUUUAAUGUCAACCCUGGUCCUAGAUGUCAUGACUACUCCGUGAGUUCUUAUUAUUUAGCAGUGAAACUUUAGUGAAGGUCCAAACAAGCAAACAAGCAAGCAAGUAAAAAGGUUGUUUCAAGUCGAGAGAGGUCACCCGAAUAUGGUUCUCCCUAGACUGCAGUUAAGCCAGAUUAUAAUUUAUCAAGUUCAAUUUCAAUGAUAGUUAUACUGCGGGAGGUUCUUAAAUAGUCUGCAGUCUCGACUAAAGGUCUCCAGACCCUCUCAAUCUGAGUCUCCAGCGGGCGACUAACCUCCACCGGAGUAGACAGAUUGAGGCCCUAAAGAACCAAACCUCCACUACCGAAGUGAAUUCGGUACAGAAUAGUGAAUUGACUCCUCGACUAAAGUCGUCAAUUCACUACCUUCAAUUAAGGGCGCUCUAUCAACCUAGGAAGAUAUUUUCUUUCUAGGUUAAAGAAGAAACAACAGGAAUUUGAUCAGGAUUCAUGCCAUUCAACAAAUCAAACCUCAACUGAACAUAAUCAUAUCACUGAAUCUGUACUUGGGUUCAUACAAUCAUACCAAACAUACAAAUCUAGGGUUCUUCAUACCCAGGUGAAUAAGAAAGUUACUCCAUAGAGAGAGAUGGGAAAUCUAGCUCAGAUACGGAAAUCUGGCCCUCAAUCAGGUCUUCUCCAAGCUCAAGCCGGGCUCCAAUGGUGAUGGAGAUCGAUCUAUGACACUUGCAGGAUCAGUUUCGUCACUUUCUCUCUCUAGGUAUCGCUCUUUCUCUCUAAAACUCGGAACCCCUCUCUUUUGCCCUUCUUUUCCCUUAAGAAGUUGUCUGUCGCGAUCCCCGGCCUGAAUACCCGGUCGGGUAUUUUGGGUGGCGACCGGGCAUUUUCAAAACGCAGCGUCUGGAGACAGGGGAAAAUCCCCGGUCAAGGCCAAGAAUCCCCGACCGGGGAUUUUAGUGUCACGAUCGGCACCCCCUCUGCUUCUCAGACGCCCAAAAAUCCUUUUCCCCGGUCUGCUCGAAAUAAUACCCGGCCGGGUAUUUCUGCUCAUGGCCGGGUAUUUUGCUCCUCCAGCACACUUCGACCCAAACGUGCCUCUUUCGACCCGAAACUCGUUUCUUCGCCUCGAUGCCAACGCUAAGUCCUGAAAUAUGACUUAAACGCACAACCUAGCCUGAAAUCGGCUUAAAACACGAGAAUCAACAUCUCAAAUGGCU
Molecule: messenger RNA, 6314 nt
Organism: Linum trigynum
Lineage: Eukaryota; Viridiplantae; Streptophyta; Magnoliopsida; Malpighiales; Linaceae
Source: the annotation of a GenBank genome assembly